UUGAAGUCUCUAAGCAAGGGUAAAAUCUAACUUUAUCUAACUUUCAUGAUUAAUCAAUGACACAUUAUGAUCAACUUUACUUUCUAGUAGAUAAUAAAUACUCGUAAUGUAUAAAUUAAAGUUUAAUUUUAUUUCGAUAAUGUUCUAAUACUGAUCAUUUUUAGAAGUUAAUAAUAUUUCAUUUUCAAAACAAAAUGUUGUUAAAAUACACAAUAAAAUUUCUUAAAAACACCUACAAUAUUAAAUUAAAUCAUUCUAUAAGAAAAGUCUCGAAUCAAAGAAAGCAAUUUCAAGAAGUGACAAUCAAAGUACCUUGGGGAACGAUAAGUGGAAAAUUUUGGGGAUCUACUGAUGUUCAGCCAAUCAUUGCAGUUCAUGGAUGGCAAGAUAAUGCAGCUUCAUUUGAUCCAUUAGCUGCAACAUUACCUAAAGAUAUUUCUCUACUUGCCAUAGAUCUUCCUGGACAUGGACAUUCAAGUUGGCUACCCAAUGGUUUGAUGUAUAAUACUCUCAUCUACAUCCAAGCGCUGCACAGAAUAAAAGAUUAUUAUGGAUUGGAUCAAUUUGGAUUAAUUGGACAUUCUUUGGGUGGCGUAAUUACAUUUUGUUAUACAUCCUUAUUUCCAAACAAUGCUAAAUUUGCAAUAGCAUUAGAUUAUUUCAAAUACCCAUCAUUAAAUUUAACUAAAAAUUUUUCAACUUUCAAUCAAGAAUGGAGCAAUUUUUUUAAAUAUGAAAAACUACAAACUAGGGUUCCUAGUUAUACUAAAAAAGAACUUAUUGACAAAUGGAUUAAAUCUUCAAGUAAUUCUUUAAAUAAAACUUCAUGUGAAAUAUUGAUGAAGCGAGGUGUUAGAAAAAAUCCAGAUGAUACAGUUUUCUUUUGUCGAGAUCCAAGAAUUAAAUUCUUUCUCAAUGAUAUUGGAUUUUCCCAUGAUCAUUUUUUGAGAGGAUUAGCUCACCAAGUAAGUUGUCCUUUUAUGAUAAUCAAAGGAGAAAAUUCACACUUUAACGAACCAAAAGAAUUUUAUUACAAUACAUUAAAAAUAGUUAAACAACACUCACAAGAUUUUCAAUUUUAUACUACACCUGGUACUCACCAUUUUCAUAUGGACAAUGCUAAACAAAUUGCUCAAUUUAUUAAUCCAUUUAUUUUAAAA
Messenger RNA from Chelonus insularis, 1160 nucleotides. RefSeq names its product probable serine hydrolase. NCBI's taxonomy places the organism in Eukaryota, Metazoa, Arthropoda, Insecta, Hymenoptera, Braconidae. The annotation marks the transcript as partial. The transcript has 2 exons. The record is from RefSeq and is a predicted model, not a curated record.